Messenger RNA from Chiloscyllium plagiosum (whitespotted bambooshark), 969 nucleotides. Its product is annotated as testis expressed protein 56-like. Lineage: Eukaryota; Metazoa; Chordata; Chondrichthyes; Orectolobiformes; Hemiscylliidae. The record is from RefSeq and is a predicted model, not a curated record.
UUUUGUGAUGGAGCUGCGUUCUCUGAAGAUUGCAGCUCCCUCCUGGUUAGUCAUUGACAGAGGGAGGGAGGGUGGAGGAGGAAGCGGGAGAAAGGAUGCUGUCUGACUAAUGUAAUUUGAUCUUUCAAACAUUAACACACACACACACACACACACACUUCUUGUCAAAGUAGGUAGCGGUGAACAGAUAAGACUAUGGGCGAUAGGGUGCCCUCAUGUAGAUGCGUAUAAAUGUGCCAUUGGAAGUUUUAAGUAACUAAGCAAAUGUCUCCUUAACACCAAAAAAUGCCAAGGCGUCACACGCGGCUAAACCUCCCUCCUUUAUUUUCCAUUCCCAAAAAUAAUGAAUUGCCCAAACAGGACCCUAAUAUUUCUGCCACAUGUCUGAGGCUCUCACGAAUCCACACCAGACUUCCCAACAAAGAUCAGAGCACCACCCAGGAGAGAAAACAAUCCAACCCUCAGCGCAUUCUGUCAAACAUCUUGUCACAGCUGAGUAGCAAGGAAAGCACAGAGGGAGAAGAUGAAGACCUUUGGAGAACAAAAUUCAGGAAAAAAACCAAGACAAAAGAGAGAGGUUCAACAGAAGCCUGCGGUCCAGAUGAUACACUUCAAGUAACCCAAUUGCCAAUUUUGGCAAGAAAAUCAACAAUAAAUGAAUGUCGGAAUGAGUUUCGGAAAGAGCUGAAAAGAAAUAAAGAAUGUACACCACUGUCAACUGUGAUUGUAAGGUGGUCAGUAAGGAAAGACAUGCCUGAUACAUUGUACAGAUGGUUCAUCCUCCAAGACCUGUGCAAAUAUGGACCCAUUGAGUCAGUAAUCUUUUCUGGACACAGAUGUGCCCAAGUUGUGUUCAGUGAUAUGCUAUCAGCGUGCAAAGCAAUUAACACCCAUUCGGCUAGAGUUCCAGAACAGCUUUACCAUUGUUUCUGGUAUUAUCCAUUUAUGAUGCAAAAUUACAGACUUUAA